AUGUCUGUCUUCUCCACCGCACGCUUUGUCUGCAGGAAGAACCCCGUGGCUGCUGUUGUCAAGCAGUCUUGGGUUUCUGCACGCGCUCUCCACACCACGCGCAUCGUGCGCCAGGCUGCUUCCGCCCGCUCCCACCUUCUCCCUGAAUUCAGCCUAGAGAACAAGGUCGUCGUCGUUUCUGGAGGUGCUAGAGGUCUCGGUCUUGUCCAGGCUGAGGCUCUUCUAGAGGCCGGUGCCACUGUCCACGCCAUCGACCGCUUGCCUUCUCCCGCCAACGAUCCUAGCUCCUCCUUCUCCGAGGUCGCCAGACGUGCCCGUGACGAGUUCGGAACUUCGCUCACCUACCACCAAGCCGACGUUCGCAACGUUCCUGAGCUCAACGGAAUCUUCCGCAACAUCGCCGACGAAUCCGGCCGCCUCGAUGGCCUCAUUGCCGCUGCUGGUAUCAACCACGAGACCCCUGCCCUCGAGUAUCUCCCCGAGGAGGUUGAUAGGAUGAUGAGCAUCAAUGUCACUGGUGCCUUCAUGACCGCCCAGGCCGCUGCCCGCCAGAUGGUUCGACUUAAGCAGCCUGGAAGCAUCUGCAUGAUUGCCAGCAUGAGUGGUACCAUUGCCAACAAGGGCAUGUACGCUCCUGCCUACAACCCUUCCAAGGCUGCUGUUCUCCAGCUGGCCCGUAACCUCGCUGCCGAGUGGGGCCAGUACGGCAUCCGCGUCAACACUUUGUCCCCAGGGUACAUCCUAACAGCCAUGCUUCAGUCGCUUUUUGACGACUUUCCCGACCGCAAACUUGCCUGGCCCAAGGAGAACAUGCUUGGCCGUCUCUCUCUUCCCAGGGAGUACCGUGGCGCCGGUGUCUUCCUCGUCAGCGAGGCCAGCAGCUUCAUGACUGGCAGCGAUCUUCGCAUUGACGGUGGUCACGCUGCCUGGUAA
Geosmithia morbida is the source of this 933-nucleotide messenger RNA. RefSeq names its product Short-chain dehydrogenase. The record is from RefSeq and is a predicted model, not a curated record. Lineage: Eukaryota; Fungi; Ascomycota; Sordariomycetes; Hypocreales; Bionectriaceae. Gene Ontology annotation, cellular component: intracellular anatomical structure. The transcript has 2 exons. The coding region runs from base 1 to 933 and encodes 310 amino acids. Gene Ontology annotation, molecular function: oxidoreductase activity, acting on NAD(P)H, oxygen as acceptor.